GACAGACCGCACAUCAUGUAUCAAAAUUAUCAGAUGUAAUUACUCUUUCUUGACCAGAAGGCAUGAAAGGCAAGCCAAGAAACUGCACCAAUCAAUUUGUCAGAUCGAACAGGCUGAGAAGACAUGAAACUGGAGUAGAGGCUGGCUGAUGCAGGGGUCUUCACGCUUUAGAGUCCCUUCGUGAUGCUUGGCCCGCCUGCCGCCUCCAGGCUCCUUAAUGUCAUAGGAAGAGACAAGCCACACUGAAGAAGCCUAUAAAUAGUUAGGCCACCGAACCAACACUAGGCCACUGUCUGUGUGUCCUGUGGACAGCCGCUCCUGUGUGUCGUGUGUAGUCUACUUGUGAUUUUGUGUGUGAGCCGGAGACAUCAACCAAGAGGGGAAGCAAGAGAGAGAGAGAGGAAAGCAAGAGAGAGAGGAAAAUGAGAGCAAGGUAGAGAGAGAUAGGGGGAGAGAGAUAGGCAUAAUGUAUAUUGGAUUGAGCUAGAGGAAAAUAAACUGCAUGGUCUGAGGUCCGUUGUUACGUUGUGAAGGGUUGUGAUUACUCAUUGGACACUUUUUUACAUUUAUUUUGAUGGCUUUGAAUAUCCAGGAAGUCUCAUUGCUAUCCACAUACUUCUGUUACGAGGGACUUGUUUAUUUACAUGGAGCCCAGAGGAUUGUGACGGGUAGCCUGGAGAGAAACGGUCCCAGUGACCAUCACAGACCAUGAGCGGCGGUGUGAACAUCAAAACCAUGUCCCAGUCCCAACCAGGCUCAAGUCUGGUUUCGGGUAUUCCCCUACCCCGGAGCAUGACCCCACACUCCAAACUGGAUCCCAAACACCACGGAGUUAUCGGUCUCCAAAACCACACUGCUCAGUUUCAAAGUGUCAGAACACGACUCCCCUUGAGUUCAUACUCCUCCUCUUCCUCCACCUCCUUUUCAAAUGAGAUGCUGAGAGGCAUGGCCUUAAAGAGCCACCUGCUGCAGCACAGGGGCGGUACCUCUUCCCCUGGCCCCCAGCCCAGAGCAUCCCGUGCCCCAGAGAGAGGCACAGGCAGCCGUUCAGCCUAUAGCAGCCCACAGGUCUCCAAGAGGCAGGCUCUUGCCCCACGCUCCAAGGACACCCUUGACAUCUGCAACAACAGUUCGUCAUCCCACAAGUCUUUGCGAGAACUUAACACCCAGAGAAACGGCAACCAGAACUGUGCCUCAGUAGGUGUCCGUCAAAGUCUGGACGACAACGGAGAUGCGCAGGACGCCUUGCGGGUUCUCUCCAGCAGCAAUGUCCAUUCUGGCCAGAUCAAAGGCAGACUGUCGUGUAGUAAAGCAGGGAAUGGGAACCUGAUCACGGCUCUGUUGCCCUCUACCCAGACCCGCCAACAGCGGAAGGAACCCAGGAACCUGUCCAGCAUCGGAACGGGUUGGUCUGAGAGAGAGACGCCCACCAACAAACCCAGAGCAUCCCAUCUGGGCCGUGGUGGUGGCAGUGCCAGUCGGACAGUCAAUGUGCCACAGCAAGAGAGUGAGCCACCCCAAGUCAACAUGGCCACGGUGGCACCAUUCAGAUUCAGAUUACCUGUCCUGGAUGACGAUGCCUCUUCUCUGGAGGACCUGAGUGACUGCUCCUCUGACUCCAUGGAGGUGUGCUGUGAAGACCUGGGAGGCAUGCUCAGAAGUAGCGUGAAAGGAGGCCGAGAAGGAGAUUUAAAGAUGGAACGGGCGGAGAGCACCAAAACGUACGGUCAAGCCGAGGGUAAAGCUGUCGGCGUGGCAGCAAAGAGGGGCAAGUCUGGGGUGCCCCAGAGUGCCCUUCCAUCACACCAGCGAGGGGAACUGAGGGUGUACCGUGCAGGCAGCUCCGAGGGACGUCUGCCGGUGUCCUCCAACCUCCGCAAACAGAGGUCCCUGACCAACCUGGCCGUGCUCACCGAUGCAGAGAAGAAGAUGCACCUCUACGAGCCCAAGUGGAGCGAUGACAUGGCCAAGCCCGGAGCAGGGCACCUGAAGACAGGCAAGCCCAAGAUGACAGGGGGAGGUGUGAGCGGAGGAGGGGGCGUGCCACUUUCGCGCAAUCUGUCCAAGUCGGAGCACUCUCUCUUCCAGGGCAAACCCAAACCUUUCAGCCCCCUCGCCGCACCUUCGGGCUUGGUCCGACCCGGUCAGAGCCGUAUCCCUCGGGGUCCUUACGCUGAGGUCAAGCCCCUGAGUAAGGCCCCCGAGGAUGGCAAAUCGGAUGAUGAGAUCCUCUCCAGCAAGGCCAAGACCGCCAGCAAGAAGCAGGUGGCAGGAGCUUCUGGGGAGGCCGGGGCCAAGGGCCAGGGGGAAGGGAGCCAGUCGUUCCUCAAGGUAGACCCAGAGCUGGUAGUGACUGUCCUGGGCGACCUGGAGCAGCUUCUCUUCAGCCAGAUGUUGGACCCAGAGUCACAGAGAAAACGCACAGUGCAGAAUGUCCUUGACCUAAGACAGAACCUGGAAGAUACCAUGUCUAGUCUACGGGGAGCUCAGCUCAGUCAUGGCUGUCUGGAGAGCAGUAACAUUUGCUACGACAGCGAUGAGACCAACGCCCGAAGCAUGUCCAGUCUUUCCAACCGCUCCUCACCCUUGUCCUGGCGCCACGGCCAGUCCAGCCCCCGUCUCCAGGCUGGAGAUGCCCCCUCAUCCACGGGCAGUAGCAGCUACCAGGGUGGCAAGGCCGGCUCCCAGUACACGGCCCACACCAUGCCUGCCCGAGUCUCCAGCCGGCUCAGCCACUCCUCCCGAAUCGAGCUCAUCGAAGGGCUGGACAUGGAUGAUGCCGAUCUCAAAUCUGGUUACCUGAGCGACAGCGAUCUGCUGGGAAAGAGCAUGCCUGAGGAUGAUGAUGACAAUCUGGCCAAUGGUUGGGAUGAGAGCAGUUCCAUCAGCAGUGGGCUCAGCGAUGGCUCUGUAGACAACCUGAGCUCGGAGGAGUUCAACGCCAGCUCCUCCCUCAACUCCCUGCCCACCACACCGCUCGGCUCAAGACGCAACUCCUCUGUCAUGCUUCGCACUGAUGCGGAGAAGCGCUCCCUGGUGGAGAGUGGUCUGUCCUGGUAUAGUGAGGACGCAAAGACAUCCCGCAAGAUGGAUGGGGGAAGCUACGAGACAGGCAGCCUCAAGACAGAGACCCCCAGCAAAUGGAGGAAGUCCUCCCGGCCCAUGGAAGGCCCCAGUGAGGACAUGGGAUUGAAGGGAGAGCUGAGGAAGCCCCAGAGCCUGGGUCAGCCAGGAAACUUCAAGAAGGGACGCAACCCUCCUGUGGGCGUGACCUCACCCAUCACCCACACCUCUCAGAGUGUCCUGAAAGUGGCAGCACCAAAGAGUGACCACAAGGCGGUGGACAGAACAAAGAUGUCUUUGAAGGCUUCCGGUCUACAGCGCUCGCGCUCCGAUGCCGGCAGAGAACACCUGCCGGAACACAGAGAACACCGCAAGCCCCCAUCGGGCCUAGUCAAGCCGUCUGCCGGGGCCUCGUUCGGCUACAAGAAGCCCCCAACCACGGGCACCGCCACCGUCAUGACUGCAGGGGGCAGCACCAUCUCCAGUGGCUCUGCCACCGUGGGCAAGAUGCCCAAGUCCUCCGGCAUCCCUGUGAAGCCCAUCGGAGUUGGGGGAGGAGGUGGGGGGAGAUGCAUCCGUAAGAACAGCUUUGACGCCACGAGUAGCGAGGAGGGGGGCUUCUUAGGGCCAAAUGCCCGGAACAGCCUCCAGUACCGCAGCCUGCCACGUCCCGCCAAGUCCAGCACCCUCAGCCUGAUUGGCCGCCCCGGGUCGGCCCGGUCAGCCAACAGCAACAGCAAUAUGGACCACCAGAGCCUGCUCAACCUGAAGCCCAUAGCCAGGGGUAAAGAGACCUGCAGCGGAAGCGCUAAGGGUACAAAUCGCGGAAGCACUGGCCCCGUCAACCAGACAGACCGGGAGAAGGAGAAAGAACGAGCGAAAGCCAAGGCUGUGGCGUCAGAUAUGGAAUCGUUGUGUGGCUCCUUGAAGCUGGAAGAAUGCCAGGGUGAUUCUGUCGGGGACGCCAGCUCCAAACUACAGGGGCUACGGCGGGCCAGUAGCAGCAAAUACCCCGAGCUCUCAUCACCCACCACUCAGAGGAUGCUGAGCUGCAAGUCUCUGGGUCGUCCUCACAACCUGGCCCACCUGGACAAGGUCAACUCCAACAGCCUGGACUCGUGCGUAACCAUCCAGGACCUCCCUCCCAAAGUGCCCCCUUACUCCAAGCUCCAGGACCUGGCCGGGUCACGCAGCACGCCCCCCCGGGGGGGACUCACCCCCAGCCCGGCCCCGGUCCUGCAUCUGGACUCCCCAAGCUGCUACCCCAGCCCGACCCCACUGUCCCUGGGGGGCUCGCCGCUACUCUACCCCAAACUGUCUGGCCUGCACCGUAGCAUGGAGUCGCUGCCCCUCACCAUGAGCGUUCCUCCCGCUGGGGGGUAUGUCCGGUCAGAAUCCCAGGACAGGGAGGAGACAAGGGGCACAGGGACGUGGGGCGCAGGGAGCAGGACCUCCCUUAAUCUCCCAGACAGUUUGCAAACGGACAGGAACACCUUACCCAAGAAGGGAUUAGGUUAUGUCAAUCGCUACAGCUCCGGUCCGUUGGAGAGUCAGUCGGAGGGAAAGGAAAGGCGUCACUCCCACACAGCUGUGAGCCUGACAGACAGUGAGAGCCCCCCACAGCUGCCCUCCCCCAACCACAUGCCCCACCUAUCCUCUGGCAAGGCUGUCCUCACCAAUGUGGUUGCCCCCAUCCCGAGCGGUAUCUGUGCCCCCAGGAUAACCCGCUCCAACAGCAUCCCCACCAAUGAGGCAGCCUGCGACCUGUAUGGCUCCUCUCCGCUGGGCAGCAGCAUGUCACUGGCCGACCGGCCCAAGAGCAUGAUGCGCUCCGGAUCCUUCCGCGAGCCCGGGGAUGACUGUGAGACAGCUAGCACAUUCCAUGGCUCUGUCCUGUCCUUGGCAUCCAACGCUUCUUCCAACUAUUCCUCGACUGAGGAAAGGAUACAAGGAGAGCAAAUCCGCAAGCUGAGACGCGAGCUGGAGAACUCCCAGGAGAAAGUAGCCAACCUCACCACCCAGCUGUCUGCCAACCUAGGCCAGGCUAACUUGGUAGCCGCGUUCGAGCAGAGUCUUCAGCUGAUGACGUCCCGUCUGCAGAGCUUGUCGGUCAGCCAGGAGCAGAAGGAUUCCGAGUUGACUGAUCUGAAGGAGACCAUAGAGAUCCUGAAGACAAAAAACACAGAGGCCCAGGAUAUCAUCCAUGUGGCUCUCAGCAACCCCGACACAACCCCUAAAGAGCUGCAGAUGAAAAGGCAGAACUCGUCCGAGAGCAUUUCCAGCCUGAACAGCGUUACCAGCCACUCCAGCAUGGGCAGUCUGAAAGAGCAAGAGGCCAAGAAGAAGAAAAAGAAGAGCUGGGUUUUUGAGCUGAGGAGUUCCUUCAACAAGGCGUUCAGCAAGAAGGGUUCCAAGCUCUCUGCGUUGUACGCUGACAUUGAGGAGAUAGCCACCCCGGACUCCUCUGCCCCCUCCUCCCCCAAGAUCACCAUCCACCACGACGAAGGAGACGGGGAUGGGGAUCAGUACGAUCCUCCUUCCUCGAUGAGGUCCUCUGUCUCAGCCACCUCUUCAGGGUUGUGCGAAGGAGGCGAGGAGCCGCCGGAGGACGAAAAGGUGGUGUCGACGCUGCGCUCUGCCUUGUGGGAGAAGGAGAGGAAGCUGACUGACAUUCGCCUGGAAGCCCUAAGCUCCGCCCACCAGCUGGAACAACUGCAAGAGGCCAUGACCAACAUGCAGAUGACAGUGGAGAACCUGAAAGCUGAGAAUGACCAGCUGAAGACCGGUGGCCCGUCCACUUCCACCUCCCAGUCGUCCGGACUGGCAUCGCUGGGCAGCGCGUCGCCACGCCAGUCAAUUGCCAUGUCUCUGACCAAGACCUUCAGCAUGAGUCUGGGAGAAGGCAGCCCCCCUGACGUAUUCCAGACAGACGUGGCCACUGUCACCUCUCAGAGGGACGACACGCGUGUCCGGGUGAUGGUUUGCGUGACCAACCCGCGUGUCUUCAAAGAUGAGGUAAAACAGCAAGACUUCUUCAUCGGCACUGUGAGGGUUAACGGCAGAAUGGACUGGCCCAUGCUGGACUCUGCCGUCAGCCAGGCUUUCAAGGUGUACGUGGCCAAGGUGGACCCCACCUCCAGCCUGGGCCUCUCCCCGGACUCUAUCUACAGCUACACCAUUAGCCACAUAAAGAGGGUUCUGGGGGAGGAGCUGCCAGAGAGUCAACCAUCACGCUGCGUCUCCAAGGGACCCAGUGGUAUCACCGUCACACUCAAAGGUCUUAAGGAGAAGUGUGUGGACAGCCUGGUAUUUGAGACCCUCAUCCCCAAGCCCAUGACUCAGCACUACAUCAGUCUGCUGCUCAAACACAGACGCCUCAUCAUGUCCGGUCCCAGUGGCACUGGCAAGACCUACCUCACCUCCCGCCUGGCGGAGUACCUGGUGGACCGCAGCGGUCGAGAAGUCGCAGACGGCCUCGUGGUCAACUUCAACAUGCACCGCCAGUCGUGCAAGGACCUCCAGCUCUUCCUGUCCAACAUAGCCAAUCAGAUUGAUCGGGAAACCAGUACAGCUGAAAUCCCAUUGGUGGUCAUACUGGAUGACAUCCACGAUGCAGCCUCCAUCAGCGAGCUGGUCAAUGGGGCCCUAACCUGCAAGUACCACAAAUGUCCUUACAUCAUUGGAACCACCAACCAGCCUGUAAAGAUGACUCCAAACCAUGGUCUGCACCUCAGCUUCAGGAUGGUGACCUUCUCCAAUAACGUUGAGCCGGCCAAUGGCUUCCUUGUGCGCUACCUGCACAGGAAGUUGAUGGAGGCGGAGGCAGAGGACGAGAAGAGCCUGGCCAAUGAAGACCUCCUCAGGGUGCUGGACUGGGUGCCCAAGCUGUGGUAUCACCUGCACACCUUCUUGGAGAAACACAGCACCUCCGACUUCCUCAUCGGUCCGUGUUUCUUCCUGUCCUGUCCUGUGACCGUGGAGGAGUUCCGCUCCUGGUUCAUCGACCUGUGGAACCUCUCCAUCAUCCCCUACCUGCAGGAAGGAGCCAAGGAUGGGAUCAAGAUGCGUGGUCAGAAGGCGGUAUGGGAGGACCCGGUGGAGUGGGUGAGGGGCACCCUGCCCUGGCCGUCAGCUCAACAGGACCAGGCCAAACUGUUCCACCUGCCUCCCCCCAGCAUGGCCUCCGGGGGAGGCCCUGUCCAGCCCAGCGAGGCUUCAGCCAGGCCCCUCAAUAAGGAGACCCCUCCCAGCUCCAUGGACACCCUGGACCCUCUGAUGGCCAUGUUGUUGAAGUUGCAAGAGGCGGCAAACUACAUUGAAUCUCCAGACAGAGAAAUGAUGGAUCCCAGCCUCGCUACACUCUGAACAUCAACUUCAACUGUAGACUCCAAACCUAGCACUUCAAACAGCUUCGCAUUCUUUCCCCUAUGUGAGCUCUAGCAGACAGUGUAGAAUAUUCAGGAACAAAAAACUCUCCAAUAUAGUUUUCUGCUCAUUUUACACAUUUAAUCUUAGCAAAAAAACAACAAUCAUAUUCCAUUUGGUUGAAUGAAAAGCCAUUUUGUUUUUGUUCUGUUGUUUUGUAACUGUAUUUUUACCAUAGUAAGUCACAUUCCAACAAAUUGUAUUUUAGCAGGAUAAAGCAUCUAGAUUUCUUUAUUCUUCCGAUUUUUUUUUAACUAGUUGUUGUAUUCAUAAUACACAUUAUGGAGUCAAACUCUUUAUCAAAUUAUUUUCUCUAUCAGUGCUGCCCUCUAUAGAAACAGGUGCUAAUUAUCUCCAAAAAAAGUAUUACUCUUCAAUUAAUUUCUCAUUGGUCUAAGCAGGUGAUUGUUUCAACAGCACAUUUGAAUGACAAAAAAAAGCACAUUCUUGCUUAUCCACUUUUGUUUGACAGCAGCAUCACGGCCGGCGGUGUGCCUGUCAAAAGCCAGUGUGAAAACCCUGUUUUGGCUUAUUUGAAAGAGUAUGACAGCAUGUUGUAUGGCUUAUCAGGUUGUAUAGUUAGCGUCCCGGUCUUGAAUACAUAUCGAUAUAUCAAUCUUUGAAGGUCAAGACAUAUGCAAAUCUACAUAACCAGGUGAACUUGUUUGACUCUGUGCUAAACCAACUAAACUGAAUGCCUUAAUACAUUGUAUUCCUUAUAAUCACCUCAAGAUGAUAGUGGUGCUUUGCGUUCAUGACCAUUGCCUUAGAGCAGAGUAGUGCCCGCAUAUUUACUUUUUUCUCUCUCUCCCUCAUUGAGUUCAGGGUUCAUUUAAAGGUUAUUUAAUUAUAUUUGAAGGAUAACAAUAGGUAGCAGAUGGGCUAGUUGAUGGCGAUCAGGGUUUCAUGGUCAGGUGAAAGAAGGGAAUUGAACAGAGCAACAAAAAAGCCACAGUUAUGGUUAUUAGUGUUCAUUAUCAUUUACUGCAACUACAACUUUACAAAAUUACAAAUGCUGUUAUACUCUAUUCAGGAAAAAAAAGAAGGAAACUCACUAAUGUCAGCUUUUGUGCUACUAGUUCAUCGUUUUGUUGCUGGCAGCAUACCGUUUUUUAUUUAUUUGACUGAACUGAAAUACAGACUGAUUUUAAAUGCAACUACCUGUUCGAAGAAAUAAGGCCAUGUCAGUACUACUUUCAUAUGAAUCAGGUAUUCCUAAGAAAGUUAUUUUUUAUGAAUAACGCUUGAGCAACUACUAUUUGCUUAGAUAAUUCUGAACUUUUACUUUAAAGAUGAUAAGGUAUCAUCUAUUCCACCAUAUUAUUCAGUAUAAAGAAGCUACUGUUCUUAAUGCUUUAUGUAGAUAUUUCCAAUAUCAAUUCCAGUUAUCUACACUAGUUGCAUGGUGCAAAUAUCUAAUAUGCUGAACCAAAUACUUCACUGUAAUAUUGCAUAUUGACUGUCCAGUUUGGGGUACCUGUAGACCUUUUACUUGUUGUGGGAGCCAUAGAACAUCACAGAUUGGGUAGGUUUCGAAUGUCGCUGUCUCACAACACUGCCGUCUCAUUCCUGGCUGAAACAUUUAUUUAGGCCCACACCGAGACGGGUGAGUGAACAUUGGGAUUUCGAGUUCUCUGUUGCACCCUGUACACCACUUUCAUCAGGCACAGCUAUUUACGCUUACAUCUGUUGUAGCUACCAGUGGUGCUCUCCCCUAGUUGACUGACGGCAAAGUGCUUUGCUCUCAUUUGGUUUAGAUAAAGGACCGCUCAGACAACACACACAGCCGGAAACAGAAAGGCCAUGUAUUUCUUUUUUGACCAUUUCCCACUUUAGUCAUUAACGUAGACCGAUAAGCAAAUGAAAACAAGGUAUUAGUCAGUGGCAAUGUACAUUUGUUGUAUAGUGUGGUAAGAUGGAUAAAAAAAAAACAGAGUGAAAUUGCAAAGUACAGUAGUUCCAGUAGUGAGAUGCACCUGGGCAUACUGCCGGAUGGUGAAACAAUGUAGGAGAAUAUGUCUGUGUUUUGGUCCCUUCACACGAAUGACGUAUACUCCCUUUACCAUGACUCCCUUGUGUAUAGACUGUACAUGAAUGUCUGAUCACUUUCUUUGUAAAGUAAAAAAAAAAGGAAAAAGAAACUAAAAUUAAGACAUUGUACAUUCCUUUUAUUCUCCCUCCAAACUCCAUCUGAUGACUCGAAGCAAAUGGCUUUUGCUGCUCUGUGUGGUCACAUUUUUACAAAUUGAAUGAAGUCCUUGUUUAAUAAUACAUGGGAAAAGAUGCCCUUUUGGCCAAUGUAUUUCGCAAUGAAACCAUAACACUCAUCUGAACCCUGUGUCCCUUUAACCGCUAGUCUCAAUAAACAAAUGACUAAACAAUCCUGUAGGUCAGGGGGUUCUCCAAUCUCUCCUCAGGGCCCUGCAGCCGUUUCAUGUUGACACGUCCUGGGGGACAGGUUUGAGAUGAGGAUUGAGAACUGCUGCUGUAGGCUACCCGUUUGCCAGUGUACAAACUCAGCAUUGCAUAGCUUUUCAGAAGAGUAUAAACCCCUAUUCUCUGUAAGCGACUAAACAAUUGCCAUCUUGCUUGUUCUUCAUCUCACUCACUGGUCAUUGUGCCUGUUGCUCUGUAGUGGCUGUGCUGUGUGUUUGCUAACUAUCUUGUGUAUCAAGACUAUGCAGCAACUUCUACUGGUGUUGGCAGUCAGGACAAAGUAACAGCCUACCAAUAGUUCUUAAAGCGGACAAACCCAGUAUACUUCUGAUUUGCAUUGUCCUAGUCAUGCUGUUCUUAAUUUGGACCAAAUCGGGAUAAGUUACUGUGAAAGAUUACUGAGAAAAUGUGUAUUCCGGGAAGGGCUUACUCUGCCUUCAUACAUUGAGACAGUGUAUGUGUCCUUUUGAUCAUGAGAUGCUUUGUGUUAUGAGUGGACUAUCUGAAGGCUGUUAGAAUGUGUGAAAACUCUUGAUCCUGCUAGACACUACUAGACUGUGAAUUGGACUAUAGCUAAAUGGGCUACUAAACUAUUUUGGUGCACAGGAGACCCGGGUUUUAGCUCAGGUAGGUCACAUUAGGAAUAUGAGAGUAUAGGUAAAAGAUUAGGCUUUAAUUGCAGUUGGGAACAAUUGAACUAUCCCAGAACAUAGUUUAUAGUUCAAUAUAAACAUAGAACAUCUAAGAUAAAUCAAGGUUUUCUUUAUAAUCAGGGUCCUCAAGAAAAUGAAUUGGAAAAUAAGUUGUUCAAAAUAUUUACUUGAUAUGGGCCAAUACAGGUUGCUGAAUAGUCAAUUAUUUUUGCAAAGCUUGUUGACUCAAAAUAAAACUAUAAAAACUGUAAUAAUGGUAUCUAAUGUCACUGACGUGCAAAUGUGAUGGAUUUCUAAAUGUUGCAUGUCCAAUUAGUGUGUAAACAGAACAUGUAAUAGCAUUAACUUAAUGUUAGGGGUUCAUUCUACUUAGACAGUGCUUUUCCUUUUUAAUACGCUGAUAUUUGAUAUUUUUUUUCUAAGGAAUCCUUUGUAAAAUCUCAUCAAUCUCUUUUGUACAGAACAUCGCAAUUGUAAACAUUGUAAAUAGUUCAACAUACUGUACGCGACAACAAUCAUUAAGGAAUCAAAAGCAGUCUGCAGGGUUACUAACUGUCACUCCGGAGUUAAACCCCAGUCACUGGGAGGUAGGGAUGCUUCUGAAACGCCAUUAUCACCCACCUAUCACUGUUCGUUGAAAUCAAUAAAAUCAUGUCAUAUGA
Messenger RNA from Esox lucius (northern pike), 11239 nucleotides. It is a transcript of the gene nav1b, whose product is annotated as neuron navigator 1b. Gene Ontology annotation, biological process: microtubule bundle formation; neuron migration; nervous system development. The coding region runs from base 709 to 7428 and encodes 2239 amino acids. The record is from RefSeq and is a predicted model, not a curated record. Gene Ontology annotation, cellular component: axon initial segment; microtubule cytoskeleton. The transcript has 35 exons. Lineage: Eukaryota; Metazoa; Chordata; Actinopteri; Esociformes; Esocidae. Gene Ontology annotation, molecular function: ATP hydrolysis activity.